AUGGAGGAGAUGAGAAAUAGUACAAUAAGGAAGAUGAACCAUAAUACAGAUGGUGCAGGUAAGGAUACAUUAAUAUGGAUGAUUAUGAAUCUCCCUCGAGACAUUAUUUUUGAUAUUUUGUGUAGACUUCCAAUAGAAUCUGUACUCCAAUGCAUGAGCGUAUGCAAGCUCUGGUCUACCUUUCGAUAUGAUUCUUAUUUCAUCAACCUCCACUUCACUCAAUCCAUGAUGCAUCCACCAACCACUCUUGUUCUUAGACCUUCAUUACUAAUAUCACCAAACGAUAACUUGACAAGGAUGAGUAGCCUACUUAUGGUGAGUCCAGAUGGAGAAGCUGGUGGUGAAUGGAAAGCCAGAUGCAUACCAAUGGGUUUUGAACUGAGUGGGAGUUACCUUGAUAUUGUGGGUUCUUGCAAUGGCAUUCUCUGCAUAGCAUCAGUGGAGGGUGCUAAUGGUCAAAUCUGCCUCUUUAAUCCCAUUACAAGACAGAGGUUUAUGUUGCCCAAAUCACAUCUCUUUUUGCCCCCCACAAAUUCAAGGCCAAUGAAUAUUAUUGGUUUUGGAGUUGAUAGCUUAACCAUGAAAUAUAAAGUGAUCCGGGUUUCUGAGUUACCUAACAAGGAUUUUAGAUGUUGUGAGAUAAUUACAGUGGGUGAAAGUUCAUGGAGAAAGUUAGAAGGGUUCCCAAGAUUACCACAAAAUCGGUAUAUGACAGAUACAGUGUUUUUGAAUGGAACCUUCUAUUGGCCGACACAUUAUUUGGAUCAUCCCUACGGUGAUUACAUUCUUGGGAUUGACGUUGACACUGAGAAGUCUUGGACCAUUGAUGAUUGUUGUCCUCAAUCUAGAGUGGCUAUAGUAAGAAGAUCUUUAAUUCAAAUUGAUGGGUCUCUUGCUAUAAUUGAUUAUCACAAAUAUUCCAUGGCUGUUGAUGUAUGGUUAAUUAAGGGUGGUAAGACCAUGGGGUUCUCAUUUACUUUAACUACUUACGAUAUGUCGGGAAUAUACCAUUGGGGAAGAAUUUACUCAGUAAUGGCUAAAUAUGGAGACGAUAUAUUCCUGCUAAAUAUAUUGAGAUAUGUGAAAGGAAAGCCUCAAAUUUCCCUUCUUCUCUACUCUCCGGUGAAGAAGCAGCAGUAUUUAUAUGUUGAAGGAGGACUUUGGAAUCUAAGGCUGGGAAAUUGGAUGGUGCCCUCCCUCAAGGCUCUCAAUCUUUGA
Molecule: messenger RNA, 1218 nt
Organism: Macadamia integrifolia
Lineage: Eukaryota; Viridiplantae; Streptophyta; Magnoliopsida; Proteales; Proteaceae
Product: putative F-box protein At3g20705
Exons: 1
Coding region: 1-1218 (405 amino acids)
Molecular function (GO): protein binding
Source: RefSeq, a predicted model, not a curated record